UUUCAAUCCCCCCUUUCCCCUUCACUAUCUCGCGAACCCAAAAACCUUAAAGAAAAAGACCAAACCCUACGAAAUAGCCAUGUUACCAGACAGGCAAGGUGGUGGUGCACCCCACGGAGUAAUACUAGCAGUGGUGGUAGGUAUCGUGGUGUUGGCUCCUUUCCUGUUUGGUGACCAUGGUGAAGCUAUAACUGAAGCCAUUUCCGAGCUUUUGACUCCCAUUGGUCUUCUCCUUUUGCCCAUCAUCCUCCUCCUUGCAAUCCAGUUCCUUUCCUCAGACCGUGGCGUCUCCUUCGUAUCCAGAAUUUUCUCCACCGGUGAACCUGACACUAUUCACCGAGUCAGUGGCUCCCCUUUUGGAGUUGCCCUGUUUCUUGUUCUCAUCUUGUUCUUGCUUUACAAUCGUGUUUCCAUCUUUGGCGGUGGUGAUGGUUCUGACGAUUGACAGAUUCAAUCUGGGAGAGCUUUUUCUUUUCUUUUUUUCGUUUUUGUUUUGUAUACGGUAUAGUGCGUAGAUUUUUUUUUUUCAUGCAGUAUUUUUGUGAAUUUUCGUGAAUACUCAAGUGGUCUGAGGGCAUUGUUGUAAUUUAAUAAAUGGAGCGUUGAAAAUUUUUAACUGAUAUUACAGAAUUGUCUUAUUGCACUGUUUAAUUAUACGUAUAUUGCUGUCUUUUAUCUUGCUGACUGUUAAUUAACGGUGGAUGGGGUGGUUGUCUGA
Messenger RNA from Durio zibethinus, 718 nucleotides. RefSeq lists its product as uncharacterized. Lineage: Eukaryota; Viridiplantae; Streptophyta; Magnoliopsida; Malvales; Malvaceae. The record is from RefSeq and is a predicted model, not a curated record.